AGUCCAUUAUUUUUGUCUCAAUAUAUUUUCGCUUUUAUAUUACUGCAUCUUACCAUCACCAAAAAAGAGAAUACCUUCCUAAAUGGCGAUCUAGGGUUCAAUGGUUUUCCGACGAUGGGAUCCGGGUCCUUGCUUAGGAGAUUGGUUCGUCACGGGGAUUCAGGAAUGCGCUUCUGAUAGCCAGAAACGAGGCUUUCAAUCGGAUCAAUUGGGGAUAAUUUUGGGGUUCAAUAAGGAUAUUUGGGUGAGGUUAUGGAAAAGCAAUAUUUCGAUGGAUUGGAUUGGGAAUCCGUUUGGUAUCAAUACGGAAUCGUGGAACAAUAAAGGAUUUGGUGUGUGGGGGCAUGGAUGUUAUGAGAUUUUUUGGAUUGGAGAUCGGAAAGUAUCAAUUUGCAGGGAUAUGGGUUUAUGGGGAAAGAUCUUUUGCAGGAAAUCACGGCCAAUAGGGGUCAAUAUAAGAGAUUGCUUGAAAGCCAACUCUUGAUUAACAAUGAGGGACUGAAUAAUGGCGAGGGUAUGCGCAAGAAACUGAAGAUUUCAGUGGCACAUUUCAACAACUCGGCCUUAAUCAAGACAUAUUCCAAAACCCUGAUUGGAAGGUGUAUGAAUCCAGAGGAGCAGGAGAUGAAGGCGCUGUUCACUAAUCUCCCGAAGAUAUGGAAAUUGGAGGAAAUAGUUACUGGUAUGGAUUUGGGAUUUGGCAAAUUUCAGUUUGAUUUCAAGACUGAGGAGGAGCUUGAAGGGGUACUGAAGCAGCAACCGUUCCACUUUGACUAUUGGAUGCUAGCUUUGGCGAGGUGGCAACCAAAACAAUCUAAGGCUUUCCCAUCAGAGAUCAUGUUCUGGGUCCGCGUCAUUGGUCUACCGCUGGAGUUCAGAACGGUCCCUACUUUUGAAAGUAUUGGUGGUGCUUUGGGAAGAACGGUGGCAGUGGACUUGGUUCAGAAUCGGGUUCAGGUGGUGAUUGAUGCUUUCAAGGAACUGUGUUUUGAAACAACCAUAGAUUUUAAAGGUGGAGAGUUCUAUGAAGAGGAGGAAGUGGCAGUUUCACUACGCUACGAGAAGCUGUUUGGCUACUGCAAGCUCUGCGCUAGCCUAUGCCAUAAGGAAGAGGUUUGCCCAAAGGCUCCAAAAACGAGUCCGGAGCGAAAAAGGGAAAUCAGAGAAGGGAAUGGAGGAUGGUUUGAUGAGGCGAAACAUGAUGAGCGAGCUAGGAGCUACAAGGGUGUAGUUAUUAACGGUAACGUGGGACAACAGAAUAAAGAAAGAGAAGGAAGGGAGUUUUACGGGAAGGGUAAAGGGAAAAUGGCUGAAGCACAAGAUUCCAAAUGGGUUAAGGUGGCGGAGAAGGGACAUAGGAGACUUUACAACAAUCAAGGAAACUACAGGGGAGAUGGUGAGGGCUCGAGGUACAAGUCUGGUCGUCGAGAAGACGCGAGAAAUGGUAACUCGGAAUUGGGAUUUGGAGUCCAAGAAACUCGAAAUGGAACUUCCUCGGGGCAGUCUAGAACAGUCCAGGAGCAGAGGGGGCCACCUAGGGAAGAUAGAGAGGAGGGGGAGAUAAAGAGAAAUGGUGAGGAAGAUACGAGGUUGCCUUCCAGAGAAUUUCAAAUGGAGCUAGCUAAGAUGCAAGCGGAGGGGACGGAGGUGAUAGUGGAACCUACUAAUGAGGAGAGGGGCUUGAAUAUGAUCAACGGAAUGGUUGAGAAGCGGGAUUAUACUGAAGAGGAUCUAGAAAUGGAGUUAGAGGCAAUUAAUGCUACUCUUCUGGAGAAUGGUGAUGAUAUGGAGGAAGAAGAGGAGUUUCAGACACUCUCGGAGGAGGAAGCUGAGCAAGCUUCACGAGCUCAGGUACUGCGUCAGCACGCGCUGGAGGAAGAGAAGAUGGUGAGUGGGGAAGCUGAUGAGGAGAAGGGCACGGGACCAGAAGUGGGAGAGACGAAGCAAGGAAACCGCAAGAGGCUUUUCAAGCCUUCAAUCAGUACUGCAGGGAGCACCAAGAUGAGAUUGGCAAGUGCACUGGUGUCUCCACGCAAAAGGGCUGCGGCGAAGAUGGGGCCUCGUCAGGGAGACAGCAGUAAGCCACCGGAGAGCAAGGGUCCUUCAAACCCGAAGCUGGCUAAUCUUAAAUUCUAAGUUUUAUGGAUCACGCCUUUUUUGCAAGAUCAAGCAAGAAGGAUAUGGUUUGUGGGGGGGUGUUUUUAUUUAUUCGAAUAAGCUCUUUGAGUAUUGGGGUAUUUUUUGGCUUUACGGUUAUAAGGAAAGUAGUACUUGGGAUUUUUCUUUGGGUUUUUGUUAUGUUUUGGAAUAAAAUUUUCUUCUGGUGUUCA
Messenger RNA from Brassica napus (rape), 2330 nucleotides. RefSeq lists its product as uncharacterized. The transcript has 3 exons. The coding region runs from base 409 to 2136 and encodes 575 amino acids. Lineage: Eukaryota; Viridiplantae; Streptophyta; Magnoliopsida; Brassicales; Brassicaceae. The record is from RefSeq and is a predicted model, not a curated record.